CAAAAAUAGCAGCAACACUCGUGCACUUAGUCUUGAACAUGCUCACGUUCAGGUGAAGGAUUUUAUCACACAAAUCAUUUAACGGACCUGACCUGAAAAAAACAUGACACAAGGAGAUUGCAUGCGUUAUAAUGUGGCCAUUAUCCUGACAUCUGUUGCACUGCUGAUAUCUGUGGGUUUAAACGUUGUACUCUAUUUAUUAAGAAGACAGAAUAGAUAUAAUACAGCAAAUGAAAACCUGUUCACAUAUGGAGAGGAGGCAUUCCGUCGAGAUUCGGUGCAUUCAGACAGGUUUGAGGAUGACGAGAUGGAAAGACAGGAAAAUCCGAUUUAUGGGAAUAUCUGUUUAGAAGUAGAAGGAUCUUAUGGGAUGUCUGAGGAAAUGUGCUAUGAACAAAUGUCGCAAGCAAGCACAUCAAAAAAGGUUAUAAAGGUUGAGCAUGGUGAUGUGUCAUACGCUUCUCUGGAUCUGACAGCCAAUAAAAAGCGUAGGAAGAAACGGAAGUUCCAAAAACAGCCUCAGACCUACCAAGCCCAGACACAUUCACAAGCUGCUUCUCUGCAAAACUGCCUAGACCAGGAUACCGAAGUUGAUCUCACCCUCCCGUCUCGAAGUAGCAGCCUCAUGGUUUCACGCCAUAGCAUCUACCUCAACAGCCAUCAAGUAGCCCUUGAGGCUGAGGAGAGAGAGAGGGGGGAAGAGAGGGAGACAGAUGAAAACGAAGAGAGAGAGUUUGAGAUGAGAAUAAAUUCGCAUGAAGACUUUGAUCACUCCCUCGGUAGAUCAAGACAAAGUCUAGAAGAUAAGAGUUAACAGUUUCAGUGGAAAGGAACUUUUGCAUCCUCAAAGAUGAAACACAUCUGACCGUGGGUGGAACUGUCAACAGCUCAGAUUAUUACAAAUAAGAAAAGGUCACAGGUCUUUUGCGCUUGAUGAAAAGUGAGAAAAUUCUCAUGUCAGCCUUGCAAAAGCAUGCAUGCAAUAUUUCUUUUGAGGUUGUGUUAAGAAUAGAGUUCAAAUCAUUUAACUAUAGCUGGUUUUUGUUAUUGUUGCUGGUCUAUGAUGCAGCUGUAGAUAUAUAUAUAUAAACUUCAUGUUAACAAAUUAUUUAUCCGUUUAUUUCAUACAACAACAAAAAAAAAAUGACUGAGAAUAAAUCGAAGAUAGAUUAAAGGUUUAUUAAAUUAUUAAAUUACUGGUAAUUUGAUGAAUUUGAGAAAACAGUGGCUUUUAUAAUUAAUAAUAUUAUAAACAGAGUUGAAACGACAUCAUGUGUUUUGGUUUCUAUCUUUAUAUUAAAGUUUGUAAUGAUUUGUUUCUUUGCUGUCGUUUUCCCUUUAAAGGAUUUUAGAUUAAUUGCAACAAUUAAACAUGACAACCACUGUUUCUGUCCUAAUAUUAGAGACAAUUUUCACCCAA
Triplophysa dalaica is the source of this 1420-nucleotide messenger RNA. RefSeq lists its product as uncharacterized. The transcript is spliced from 6 exons. NCBI's taxonomy places the organism in Eukaryota, Metazoa, Chordata, Actinopteri, Cypriniformes, Nemacheilidae. The record is from RefSeq and is a predicted model, not a curated record. Bases 104 to 814 code for a protein of 236 amino acids. Gene Ontology annotation, cellular component: T cell receptor complex. Gene Ontology annotation, biological process: negative regulation of receptor recycling; positive regulation of T cell receptor signaling pathway.